AUGGGUAGUUGUAUUUCAAAAUCGGACGUGGACGGCCCCCAGGCCGCCACUGGAAGCCCAGCAACAAGAAGAUCUGCUAGAGAAAGUCGAGGAUCCCAGAAAACCGGCGAAAAAGAGCAAAAUGAGCCCAGCAAGGCCUCUGCGGCCCCGAAAACUGACUCUUCUGCUCUUGAAGGCCGCAAACAAAACAGUAACUUGACCAAACCGCCUGCUGCAGGUGCCGCCACUGGCAAGCGGCAGCAGUCGGUGGUGUCUACCAACAGUGCACAGUCCACAGGUCCCUCGCUCGGCUCUUUGUCAAAGUCCGGCGGUGGAUCCACGGACUCCAGCAAAGCGCUCAAGGUGCUGCUUCUGGGUUCCGGUGAGUCCGGCAAAUCUACGGUGCUUCAGCAGCUCAAAAUCAUACAUCAAAACGGGUUCUCUCCUGAAGAGCUGGCCGAGUACCGUCCUUUCAUCUACGACAACAUUGUAGAGACCGGGAAAGACCUGGUCAACGCGCGCAUACGCUUUGAGGUACCUCUAGAAGCCGACUCGGGCCUGCAGGAAGACGAUCUUCAGGUCAUUCUCAACUACAAUACCCCGGGGUCCCAGCUGGCUGAGUUCCCAACCUCGUUGAUCGAUAUUUUGGCAAAGAUUUGGUCGUUACGUUCCACGCAGGACUUGCUUACGGGUAAACACAGGUCCUCCUUCUAUCUUAUGGACUCGGCUCGCUACUUCAUGGACGACUUGCAAAGAAUUGCCAACGUUGGCUAUACACCUACUGUCAGGGACGUGUUGCUGUCCAGAAAGAAGACUUCAGGAAUCUUCGAUACCGUCGUUGAAAUGGACACCAAUCUCAAACUACACAUUUACGACGUUGGUGGCCAAAGAAGUGAGCGCAAAAAGUGGAUUCACUGCUUUGAUAAUGUCACUCUGAUUAUAUUCUGUGUGUCUUUGUCGGAGUAUGAUCAAACUUUACUGGAAGACAAGUCUCAAAAUAGGCUUGAAGAGUCUCUGAUACUAUUCGACUCUGUUGUCAAUAGCAGAUGGUUUGCAAGGGCAUCUGUGGUUCUCUUCUUGAACAAGAUUGAUGUAUUUGCCGAAAAAGUUCAACAUGUGCCUUUGGAGAAUUACUUUGCCGACUAUGCUGGUGGCAAAGAUAUUAAUAAGGCUGCCAAAUAUAUCUUGUGGAGAUUUGUGCAGCUGAAUAGAGCGCACUUGAACAUUUAUCCGCAUGUCACACAGGCUACUGAUACUUCCAACAUUAAGCUUGUAUUUGCCGCCAUCAAAGAAACCAUUUUGGAAAACAGUUUGAAAGACUCUGGUGUCUUAUGA
Lachancea meyersii CBS 8951 is the source of this 1314-nucleotide messenger RNA. Lineage: Eukaryota; Fungi; Ascomycota; Saccharomycetes; Saccharomycetales; Saccharomycetaceae. The record is from the annotation of a GenBank genome assembly.